CUGAAAAUUGCGUUUUCUUUCUCUAGGGAUCUUUCCAAUAACAAGAUCAGUGGUUUAGAUGUUCAGCUAUUCGAAAGCCUGACUUCUCUGGCAAAACUAGAUAUAAGCCACAACAAGAUUUCUACAUUAGAAGAUGGAAUAUUUGAUAAUUUAUUUAAUUUAAGUGAAAUAAACUUAAGUUGGAAUCCAUUUGUUUGUGACUGCAAACUUUCCUGGUUGCCCCGGUGGGUGGAAGACAGAAACGUGAAAGUUAUUCAGGCGUCAGAUACAAGAUGCGCCCACCCUUCUGAGAUGGCAAACCUUUCCCUCUUCGAUGUCUUGUUCAUCAAUGCUACUUGCGGAGCUCAAUUCGUAACAUGUCUGACAAGCAACCACACAGAAGGGGUUGAACUUGUCAUCCUCUUCACCUCUGUUCACCCUGGGAACCUCACCGAGGAGACCUGCAGUGCCCUCUGUUAUGCCGAAGACCAGGAAUAUGGAGGUUUCAGCAGCCAGGGGCAGUGUUUGUGUGGUACUGCCCAUGAAACAAACUCUUCCUCCGGUUGUUUGCCAUUUUGCACUGAGCAUUUGUCCGGGCAGGCCUGUGGUGGCCCAUCACUCAUCCCCUCUCCCUUCCAGGCACAGCUACCUGUGUCUUUCACAGGACUCCAGCCCUGGUACAGCCUGCACCAGGACGUGCUCUUCAAUGUCAGUAUUCCCAUUGCUGCCAGCACUUUACUGUGGGAAUUUGGGGACCAGACAGAGGUUCUCAACACCACUGGAAACGCAGCUGUCCACAUGUAUGCCUUACCUGGGCGGUACAAUGUCACUGCCACCAUCUUCGUGGGCACCAAGGUCUUAUACGUGCAGGCAGAAAUUGAGGUGGUAGCUUUACCCCAGCAGUUAGAACUGCAGUGUCCUUCCUUGGUCAAGACGAAUGAGAGUCUCGACAUACGGAUCCGCAACAGAGGUGGCACUGGCCUCACGGUGUUGUACGGUAUCACUGCAGAGGCUGGAGAGCUGGGCAGAGCAGUUCACCCCAUGUGUCCCCCUGAUGGCUUAGUUUUCCCGGGCAAUAACCACUGCUAUCAGCUGGUGGUGGAGAAGGCUGAGUGGCUGGAGGCCCAGCAGCACUGCCAGCAGCACGGCAAUGGAGAGCUGGCUUUUGUGAGCAGCCCCGAGAUCCAGAGCUUCUUGGUCGCUCAUGUCAUCAGGAGCCUUGAUGUCUGGAUUGGAUUCAAUGAUUUUGCAAGCACUGGAGCGCAGCAAAGAGGUGAAGGAUUUAAUCUGGAGAGCUGUCAGAACUGGCUGCCAGGAGAACCCCAUCCGUCAAACGCUGACCACUGUGUCCGGAUGGGCCCAACGGGCCAGUGUAACACAGACCUGUGCAUGGCCAAGCACAGCUACGUCUGCGAGUACAAGCCGAAAGGAGUUCUCUUAAACGCUGAAAACUUCUUUGUGGGCAACCCUGUGUUUGACACACAUGAGGCUGUGAAAAAUGUGACGGAAGAUGUGCUGUCAGCUCCAUGGCAAGCUGUGGAGGUGAUGGUGUUCCCUGAGCUGGCAUUCAGGCACGAGGGGUAUUUGACUGCCCUGGAGUUUGUGACCCAGGAACUGCAUCAGCCCGUUCAAGUGAGGUUCCAGGUGCAUAGACCGAUAGAUGGAGAAGACUACCAGGAGGGAAAAAACGCUACAGAACAAUUCCAAGCUGCUCCGGAUGAUGGGAACUGGACUCUACUUGAAUGUCCUCCUGGUUUCCAGUGGUGUCAUUUGACUAAUUUGUGCUCGUCACUAAACAACUGCUGCAACGUGACUGAGUGUGCCAACAGUUCUCUUGCCAGCAGCCCUGCCCCCGUUUCCCUUCAGCACAAUGAAAGCCAGCUCAGCUAUGAACUCAUCAAGGAAUUUCUCUUUAUGAUACCAGCUGGCCCUUCUUCCCAGUAUCUGGUCACAUUCAGAAAAGAAAGUAUUUUUGUCAGGGCCAAGGACAUCUUCAGUAUCCAACAUGACGCAGGCUCGGGCUUACUCCUCCAGUGCCAGCCAAGUACCAUAUCCCCUUACAGAACUAGUGUCUUAAGCAUAAACUCUUCAGAGUGGGCACUUGGCCUGUCUGACAGCUCCAUCGGUGCCACCUGGAUAAACGAGACUGUUUGCUCUCUCCGAGUUCGCUAUGCCGAGGAACAGCUUGCCCCGGUGAUCAGCCCCCACAACGCAGGGCUGGAACAUCCAGGUCGCUACACAGUCAGAGCCAGCGUGGACAACGGGGUCUUCAGCACCAAUCUGUCUUGCAGGUUCUGGGUGACUUCCUGGGUGUCAGGCCUGCGUGUCAUCCAUCCCGCUCCUCAAGGCAGCAGGGUGUACCUACCAUCCAACCACACCACCCUGGUCGUCAAACUCUCCUCAGGGGUGAACGCGACAGCAAGCUGGCUGGGAGACAACCACACCUUCCCGUUUGAGGGGUCCUGCCCAGCGGCUGUUGCAGUGGCAGACUGUGCCAGGGAGACCAAUGACACCUGGUUUGCUGUGGUCAACCUGAGCGGUCUCAGGGAGGGGGUGAGCACCCACGUGCUUGUUGCGGAGAAUGCCGUGAGCUCCCAGAACAUCACCGUCACAGUGAAAGUGGAGGAGCCCAUCCGUGGGCUGCGGGCCACCCCUGACCCCGAGAGCAGAGUCCUGCUAAAUACACGAGUGAGCUACGUCCCUGUGAUGGAAGCUGGGUCAGAUGUGACUUUCCGAUGGACAGUAGAUGAUAAGCCAUCUUUCACUUUUUACAAUGUUGUCUUCAACGUUAUCUACCAAAGCCCAGCUGUGUACAAGCUUUCGCUCACCGCCUCCAACCACGUCAGUAACUUUACAGUCAAUUACAAUGUCACAGUGGAGAUGAUGAAUAAGAUGAAGAACCUGACUGUGUUGGGUGUCCUGCCGGUCCUCCCUCAGAACAGCACCGUGGAGCUUACAGCGAGAGUUCAGGUUGAUUCAGCUGUGGAUGCUAUGUUCCUGUGGGAUUUUGGAGAUGGUGUCCAGGAGACAUACCUGUUCAGACCUCCCUACAACAAGUCUUUCCUUGUUCCUGAUCCCAGUGUCCAUGAGGUUGUAAUUGAGCACAAUGUUUCGCAUGUCUAUGAAGACUCAGGUGAAUAUGCCCUGAUGGUUCUUGUGUCAAACCAGUUUGAGAACCUCACCCACUUGACCCCAGUUCACAUCCACAGUUAUCUGACUGAUGUGAAGAUGGAAGUAGAGGAGGAUGUUUUAGUUGUGAGCCGUCCAGUCACCUUCAGAGCCAAUCCAUUGCCAUCUCCUUAUGGCGUUGUGUACACCUGGGACUUCGGGGAUGGGUCCUCACUGUUCACAGAGAGCCAGUUUACAGCAACAUACAGCUACUCCAGAAGAGGGGUAUACAACAUCACCGUGACAGCAAACAAUACCAUAAGCAGUGUGGAGACCGUUGAGUGCUACCAAGUGUUUGAAGAGAUAACUGGGCUCCAUGUUUCUGCAGAUGAGGCAGCAGAGCUGGGAGCAUCUGUGACCAUUAACGCUUCAGUGCAGACGGGGGACAGUAUCACCUGGAUAUUUGAUAUGGGGGAUGGGACGGUGCUGCGGAGUCAGGUACCAGUGGUAGAACAUGUGUACAUAAAGGACAUCAACUGCACGGUGAACGUGACGGCUGUGAAUCCUGUGAACUCUGUCUCCCAAACUGUGUCCGUUCGGAUAUUUGUCCUGGAAGUACUCAAAAUAGAGCCUACUUCUUGCAUCCUUGAGCACCCAGAUGUGCAGCUCACUGCGUAUGUGACGGGGAAUCCUGAUGAAUACGUCUUUGAUUGGACCUUCGGAGAUGGCUCGUCCAAUGUCACAGUCAAUGGGGACCCCAUGGUGAUGCACAACUUCACCCGCAGUGGAACAUUCCCCCUCUCCCUGACUCUCUCCAGCAGAUUUAACAAGGCUCACUAUUUCACCAGUGUCUGUGUGGAGCCGGAGAUAGUCAAUGUCACCCUUCUCCCUUCCAAACAGUUUGUGAGGCUUGGUGAGGAGAUCAGCUUCCAAGUCGGUGCCGUGCCUCUCUACCAGUACCGCUACCGCUGGGAUUUCGGGAACAAUGAGUCCACAAGAUCGAGUGGGACUGAAGUGACCUACACCUACAAGAACACAGGGGUUUUCCUGGUCACGGUGACCGUCUCCAACAAUGUCUCUUUCAACAAUGACACAGCGUUUGUGGAAGUCCAGGAACCAGUUGGGAUAGCAAAGAUAGAGUAUAACGGGACAAGUGUUUUGGAGCUGAACCAGAUCUACCUGUUCUCUGCCAGCAUGAAUGGAACCAAAGUGAGUUACUGUUGGGACUUUGGAGAUGGCACUACCCAGCCGGGCCAAAUCGCUACCCACUCCUACAACAACACAGGCCAUUACACAAUUAGUGUGAUGGGCCAGAAUGAUGUGAGCUUUAAUGAGACCAUCAUCGACAUCACAGUGAAACGUCGGCUCCAUGGGCUGACCAUCAAUGCCAGCAGGACAGUGGUGCCAUUAAAUGGUUCGGUGAGUUUUGUGGCCACUCUUGUCACUGGCAGUGCCAUCCGCUACUCGUGGAUCCUCUGUGACCGGUGCACUCCUAUCCAAGGUUCCUCCACAAUUUCCUACACUUUCCGGUCCGUGGGCACAUUCAACGUCAUUGUGACAGCAGAGAACAAGAUCAGCUCAUUGCAGGACAGCAUCUAUGUCUAUGUCCUGGAGCAGAUUGAAGGCCUGCAGGUGGCCAGCAGUGACCUGGUGGAGGACGUCUAUUGCCCAACUAAUAAAACACUCCAUUUGCAGGCAGUGGUGAGAGAGGGAACAAACAUCUCUUACAGCUGGGUAGCCCAAAGGGAUGGCAAUGCUGUGCAGACCUUCACUGGGAAAACCUUCUCCUUGAGCGUCCUAGAAGCUGGAAACUACACUGUCUAUCUGAAAGCCACGAACAUGCUGGGAUGCGCAACUGCUAACAGGACACUGGAGUUCAUCGAAAGCAUUGGCUUUUUACAGCCUUAUGCCUUCCCUAACCCAGUUGCUAUUAAUGCCUCUGUUAACAUAAGUACCACCAUAACCAGUGGCACUGGCAUCACCUAUGUUUGGUACCUAGAGGACGGCUUCUCUCCUGUUACCUCUGAACCCUUUAUUAUACACUCCUUCCAAAGCCCUGGAGUGACAGAGGUCAUCAUUGGAGCAGAAAACAAGCUGGAUUCAACCAAUGCAACAAUUUACAUCUGUGUAGAGGAGGUCAUAGAGGGGCUGAGUAUAGGGACCGCAGAACUGGACUGUAGGUAUGUCUCAUCGGGCUCCACAGUGGUCUUUGAGGGGGAGCUGCAGAAAGGGACUGAAGUGACAUGGCUUUGGGAGGUGCCAAACGGCACAUUGACUGGCCAGUCUGUGGCAGUCAUGUUCCCCGCAGCAGGGGUUUAUACAGUCUAUCUGCAAGGACUGGAAGUUCUUGCCAGCAAGAAGGUGGUGGAACCAGGGGAACAGGUCACCUUUGUGAUCAGGAUGUUGUCGGGUACCGCUGUGAGUUACUUGGUGAGCAUAAGUGGGGACUACUCGGUGGUGCUCAACGGGUCCAAGUACACGCAUGAGUUCACCAAGAGCGGUGAUUAUUUGGUGACCGUGACAGUGCAGAACCAAAUCAGCAUCGCACAUGCUCAGGUGCUCAUCUCUAUCCUGGAGGCCAUCCGCGAUGUCAUGCUCCUGAACUGCUGUGAGGAGGGCAUACCCACAGGCACAGAGAAGAGCUUCAGUGCCCAGGUGGGAAGCGGCUCCCGUGUGUCAUUCUCCUGGCAGUUCUCCUUGUGGAAAGAGCAAGGUCGAUCUGUGGUCACUGUGGCAGGAGAGAGUGUUUCCUACACCCCAGAAGCUGCAGGGCUGCUUGAGAUUCACCUUAAUGCCUUCAAUGACUUGGGAGGUAUCAAUAUCACCAGAACCAUCCAGGUCCAAGACGCAAUAGUCCAAGUGUCCCUCACUGCCUCCAAUGCCUUUGUCAACAGGACAGCACUGUUCGAAGCAGCAGUGGUGCCCAGCAGCAGGAGCGUCGAGUUCCUGUGGACCUUUGGGGAUGGCUCCUCCACUCAAAUGACCAGGGUUGCAGUGGCCAACUAUUCUUACCUGAGCCCUGGGGAUUACCUGGUGGAGGUGAAUGCCACCAAUCUCAUCAGCUUCUUCAUAGCCCACCUCACUGUCACUGUCAAAGUCCUGGAGUGUGAGGAGCCAGAGGUGGAGUUAGCCUUGCCCCCUCAAGUGGUCAUGAAGCGGUCCCAGAGGAACUACCUAGAGGCACAGAUUGACCUCCGAGGGUGCAUCAAGUACCAGACGGAGCACCUUUGGGAGAUCUACCGAGCACCCAGCUGCAUGAACUUGGAUGACUCCAGCAGGAUCCGUCUGCCGAAUGUUGAUGUGAACAGGCCCCAGUUAGUUAUACCGAAGCUUGCCCUGGAAGUUGGGAACUAUUGCUUCAUCUUUAUUGUCUCCUUUGGAGAUACCCCACUGUCCAAAAGCAUCUUUGCCAAUGUAACUGUGAUACCAAGUAAGCUGGUCCCAAUCAUUGAUGGGGGGUCAUACCGGGUAUGGUCCAACACUCAGGACUUAAUCUUGGAUGGGGAGAAAUCCUAUGACCCGAACUUGGACGAUGGCGAACAGACUCCGUUGUUAUAUGAUUGGUCUUGUACAUUCUCCUCCAAGCAGAGCUCGGCUGCAGGGUGCUCUCUGAAUUUCAGUGCCAAGGAAGGAAUUGUCACAAUUUCCAAAGCUGUAUUAGAAGCAGAUGUGGAGUAUACGUUCGACCUCACCAUCAGGAAGGAGGGUAUGAGUCCCGAGGCAACAAAUCAAACCGUAUUCAUCAAGAGGGGGGGAGUCCCUAUCGUGUCCCUGGAGUGCGUUUCCUGCAAGGCUCAGUCUGUCUAUGAAGUUAGCAAGAGCUCCUAUGUCUACCUGGAGGGGACCUGCCAGAACUGCCACAACGACUCCAAGCUUGGGAGAUGGGCAGCGCACAGCUUUAAAAACAAGUCUCUCGUCCUGGACAAAAAAACUACCUCCACUGGUGACACAGGAAUGAACCUGGUCUUGAGGCAAGGGGCACUGAAGGAUGGCGAGGGCUACACUUUCACCCUUCACAUCACAGACCUCACGACAGGGGAGGAAGGAUUCGCCUCCAUCGACCUGCUCCCCAACCAGCCGCCUGUCGGAGGAUCCUGCCGGCUCUCUCCCAGGGGACCCCUCAGGGCGCUGAUGGCAAAGGUGCACUUUGAGUGUGCAGGCUGGCGAGACACAGAGGACGCGGAGGGCCCGCUGGUGUACAUCCUCCUGGCAUCCCGCCGCCGGGCCGGGCACUACCAUGAGUUCUGCGUGUACAAGGGCAGCCGUGCCGAGCACAGUGCCUUCCUGCCCCCGGGCUUCCACGAGAGUGGCUUCAUGGUGUCCGUGUCCGUCCUUGUUCAGGACCAGCUGGGAGCGACCGUCGUGGCCAUUAACCGCUCCAUGGAAAUUGGCUUACCGGAGGGGUUCCCCAGCCUCUCCCACUGGCUCUACAAUCAAACUGACACGGUGCUCCAGGGCUUAGUGAAACAAGGGGACCCUCAACAGGUCAUUGAGUACUCUCUGGCCCUCAUCACCAUCUUAAAUGAGUACGAGCGGUCCAUGCUUCUAGAACAGGAGACCGGGAAUGAAUUUGAGCUCCGGACCUGGACUCGCAACAAUAUCACAGAAACCCUGAACUCGCUGAAGGUGAACACAGUUGAUGAUAUCCAGCAGAUCUCAGCUGCCUUGGCACAGUGCACGGUGGUGAGCAAGGAGCUGGUUUGCAAGUCAUGCCUGACAAGGACCUUGAACAAGCUGGAGACCAUGAUGACCAUUCUGCAAGGGGAGACAACCCAGGGCACUGUGACACCAACUGGUAUCGCCGACAACAUCCUCAACAUCACAGGUGACCUAAUUCACCUUGUCAAUACGGUUUCACAAGAAUCCAAGCCCCAGGAACUGCUUUCUGAUUCCCACAAUUUGCUGCUAGCUCCCAAAGCCUACAACCUGUCCUCCAGCCUGAUGCGUAUCCUCAUGAAGUCUCGAGUGCUGAAUGAAGAGCCCCUUGAGCUGGUGGGAGGAGAAAUCAAGGCCACAGGCAAGCGGUCUGAUCCCUUUAACUUGCUUUGCUACGAAAACACACCAAACUGCCAGUUCUCCAUCCCCCAGGCGUUCAACACCACCCUUUCCAACCUGACGGAUGUCAUUCAAGUCAUGUUCCAAGUGGACUCCAAUCCUUUCCCUUUUGGUUACAUCAGCAACUACACCGUCUCCACAAAGGUCGCCUCCAUGGAGUUUCAGACGCACAACGGGGUGCAGAUCCCCAUUGGGAGCCUGGACUCAGAGAAAGCCAUCACCGUAAUGGUGUCAAACAACACAGAUGCUGACAAUCUCUCUGCUGGCACUGAAGUUGUCGAGGCAAGAACGUCUGUGAACCUGAUUGUGACUAUGGAGAGCAACAACAGAGAAGCAGGACUGCACUUCCAGCUCACUUACAGAGUCUUGAAUGAUCACUACAUUGCAAGCGAGCCUGAGCCAUUCAUCAUGGCUUAUCUCCAUCACGAACCAGAGCCCAAUGAGCACAACUGCAGUGCCUCUAAGAAAAUCGGCCUGGAUGCCCUGGCUGGAAGUGACCACAAGCUCUACACCUUCUUCACCUCACCCAGAACGGAUGAUGCUGUCCAGAAAUACUACUUCAACAUCACCAACCAUUUCAGCUGGUCUCCGGUGGAGGUGACUCUGGGGUUGUACACCUCCCUCUGCCAGUACUUCAGCGAGCAGGAGAAACGGUGGAAGACAGAAGGCAUCAUCCCGCUGGAAGAGACCAGGCCAGACCAGGCUGUGUGCUUAACCCAGCACCUCACUGCCUUUGGGGCCAGCCUGUUUGUCCCCCCAAACUCGGUCCAGUUCAUCUUUCCUGCUCCAGGCCCGGGUCUCAACUACAUCGUUCUGCUGACAUGUGCUGUCUGCUUUGUGACCUACUCGGUGGCUGCACUGAUUGUGCACAAGCUGGACAUGAUUGACAUUAACCGAGUGGGGGUGAUUCCCUUCUGCGGCAAGAAUGGGCUGUACAAAUACGAGAUCCUGGUGAAAACCGGCUGGGGCAGAGGGUCAGGUACCACAGCCCACGUGGGGAUUGCCCUGUAUGGCGUAGACAAUAAAAGCGGUCACAGACAUCUGGAUGGAGAAAACGCUUUCCACCGCAACAGCCUCGAUGUGUUUCAGAUUGCAACAGAGCGGAGUCUGGGGAGCAUCUGGCGCAUCCGCAUUUGGCAUGACAAUAAAGGACUCAGCCCCUCUUGGUACCUGCAGCAUGUCAUAGUCCGGGACCUGCAGAGCAGCAAGAGCUACUUCUUCCUGGUGAAUGACUGGCUUUCGGUGGAGAGUGAAGAGAACGAUGGCAUGGUGGAGAAGGAGGUUUAUGCUGCCAGUGAGACAGAGCUGAGGAGCUUCUCCCGGAUCUUCGUAGCGGAGUUGCAGCGAGGUUUCUUUGAGAAGCACGUCUGGCUGUCCAUGUGGGACCGUCCGCCUCGCAGCCGCUUCACCCGUGUCCAGAGAGCCACCUGCUGCUCCCUCCUCAUCUUCCUCUUCCUCUGUGCCAAUGCUGUGUGGUACGGUGUGGUGGGGAACGUACACCUCAGCCAUGGGGCCGUUUCCAACCUGAUCCCUGUUAAUGUGGACACAGUGGCUGUUGGUCUGGUGUCCAGUGUGGUGGUCUACCCUCUCUACCUGGUCAUUUUAUUUCUCUUCCGGAUGGCUCGUGGCAAGGUUUCCAUCAAACACACCCUGACUCAUUCAGACCAGCAGUCAUUGGAGAUCGACAACUACCUGGACUCCUCAAUCCUCGACAGCUCCUUCCCCGCCUUCCCUGGGCUCCGGGCAGAGGCCUUCUCUGAGCAAACCAAAACAGAUCUGUUCCUGGAGGACUCCAAAAGCCUCGUGCGGUGGCCCUCCAGCGAGGCCCUGCUCAGCUGGCCAGACCUCCUCAGUGACCCCUCCAUCAUGGGCAACACCAUCCAGAAGCUGAAGAGAGGCCGGGCCAGCCGCCACCUUGGACUCGAGGCCCCAUUGGCACCUGAAGAGGACAGCUUGUCGCUUGGCGUUCACCAGGGACAGCCUCGAUAUUUCUCUGCCUCAGAUGAGGAUCUGAUCCGGCAGAUCCUGGCAGAUGGAGCUAGUGGCAUCUCCCACUCCCAGGACCUAGGGCCGUACAUGAGGGCUGAAACAGAUCUGAUCUCAGGCCUGUCCAGCGUGUUCGGGGAGAAGGUGGAGACUGUCAUGAUGCAGAAGCUGAACGACAAAGGCCAGAGCCUGGCAGCUCCUCCCAGGGAAGUGAGCAGAUCCGCCAAGUCGACAUGGACAGUUGCAGACCAAACAUUCAGGAAGCGCUUGCUGCCACCCUGGUGCUCCUAUCUGGCUCAUGGUAUCAGUCUCCUCCUCUUCGCCACCUCCACAGGGGUCUCUGUGUGGAUCGGGGUGGGCUUUUCCUCCAGCGUUGCCCUCAUGUGGCUCAUCUCAGGGAUAUUCAGCUUUCUGGCAUCCUUCUUGGUCUGGGAGCCCCUGAAGGUUCUGCUGGAAGCCCUCUAUUUCUCACUGGUUGCCAAGCGCUUGCACCCAGAAGAAGACGAUACCUUGGUGGAGCAUCCGUUUGUUGACCAUGUUACUGAGAAGAUCAGCAAAGUCCGACCCCCACAGGGGUUUGCUCUUUUCCAGGCAAAGGAAGAGGCCCGGAAGGUCAAACUGCUGCACAGGAUGCUGAAGAAUUUCCUCAUCUACAUGAUGUUCUUGCUGGUGAUCCUGCUCACCAACUAUGGAGAUGCCUCCCGCAACAGCAGGGCCUUCCUUUUGCAGAGCUCCAUCAAGCAGCAGUUGGGCAGCAACGAAUUCCUCCGCAUCAAGAGGUCAGAUCAGUUCUGGGUCUGGAUGUCGCAGGUCUUCCUCCCAUACCUCUACAACAACCGGUCAGGUCAGGAGAGCUACAGCACCACGCUGGGGACAGCCCGGCUGCGCCAGCUCAGGCUGCAGGAAGCCGAGUGCCAGCACAGUGCCCGGGACAUCCUCCACAGCAUGGGCAUGGCUGCCAGGAGGAACUGCACCGACUCGCACAGCUUUUCUACUGCUGACUACGCAGCCGGCUGGGAAAGGGCGGCUGUGAACGUGACGGCUGCAUGGUCCUACUCACCACCCGACCUGACGGGGGUCUGGUACUGGGGUUACAUCUCCUUCUAUGAUAGUAGCGGUUAUGUCCAGGAGCUGGGGGCUUCGCUAGAGGAAAGCAGAGCUCAGCUGAAUUUCCUUCAGCAGCACACUUGGAUUGACAACAUGAGCCGGGCAGUCUUUGUGGAGCUGAUGCAGUAUAACCCCAGCGUGGACCUGCACGCUGCCAUCACCCUGCAGCUGGAGUUCCUGGGGGCUGGCCAGGCCAUCGCCGCUGUCUCCAUCAGCCCCUUCCCGCUGCUGCGGCUCAGCGGGGGCGUCACACUGCAGCUUCUCAUGAUGGUCUUCCUCAUGGUGUUUGUGGUCUACUUUGUGGUGUCUGAGUCACUGUCCAUCAAGAAGGAAGGCAGAGCCUACUUCACCCUGUGGGGCAAUUACGGCCAAUGGGUCUUCAUCCUCCUCACCACUUGCACCGUGGUGGUGCACCUCAGCCAAGCCACCCUUGCUGACCAGCAGUGGCUCAAGUACCUCAACAACCGCAAGGGUUUCACCAACUUCUACCAGGUGGCUUUUCUCAACACCGUCUUCAGCACCUUGGCUGCAUCCCUCCUCUUCCUCCUGACUGUGCAGGCUGCCCAGCAGCUGCGCUUCGUCAGGCAGUGGUCUGUGUUCGGGAAAACCUUUCAGAAGUCUGCAAAGGAGCUGCUGGCUGCGGGGCUGGCGUUCGCCGUCCUCAUCCUGGCCUAUGCUCAGCUCGGCUUCCUGCUCUUCUCCUCCUCCUCGGAGUCCUUCCGCAGUGUCAGCAGCAGCCUCCUGCUGCUCUUUGCCAUGCUGCGGGGCAGUGUGAGCCUCCGCCCCUGCCUGCCUGAGUCCUCGGGCCUCUACUACCUGUUCUGCACCAGCUACAUCAUCCUGGAGGUGUGGAUCGUGCUGAGGCUCUUCACCGUGGUGCUUAUCUACAGCUACCGGGAGAUGCACUUUGAGCUGUACCGCCCCGCCUUCGAGCCCCAGGACUACGAGAUGGUGGAGCUCUUCGUGCGCAGGCUGAAAAUGUGGAUGGGCUUCAGCAAAGCCAAGGAGUUCCGGCACAAGGUGAGGUUUGAGGGGAUGGAGCCGCUGCCGUCCCGAGACUCCAGUGACUCCAAGUCCUUCCGGGGCCCCACUCCCAGCGCAGCCUCUGACAGCUCCAGGGCCUCCACCUCCUCCAGCCAGCUGGACGGGCUGAGCCUCGUGCUGAGCACCCGGGAUAGCCUGGAAGUGGAUGCUGACAUCCAGCGCCUCCUUUCCCUCUUUGAGAUGCUGCUCGCCCAAUUUGACCGGGUCAACCAGGUGACGGAGGACGUGUACCGCAUCGAGCACCAGCUGGAGGGCUCUCAGAGCCGCCGCUCCAGGAGGAGGGACACCCAGAUGUCGGAGGACGUCCUGAGCAGGUACUGUGUGGGCAGCACAGAGCAGGGGCCCUUGCCCGAGAUCUCCUCCGACGCGGACCCGCUGCCCCUGCGGGACGCCCUGCUGUCCCCCCAGUCUCCUGCUGCCCCACCAGGCAGCCAGGGCUCUGUGCCCAGCCGGCUUCUUCGAGCUAGCAGAGGCAUCAGCGUGGCGGCUUCUGUGCUGCCCCCACACAAACCCUAUGCCGCCGUAGCUCCGGUGGUGAAGAAGAAACGGCCCCUCCGGGCCAAGAACAGGGUGCACCCCACAGUCAAGUAA
This is a messenger RNA of Egretta garzetta (little egret), 12870 nucleotides long. It is a transcript of the gene PKD1, whose product is annotated as polycystin 1, transient receptor potential channel interacting. Gene Ontology annotation, molecular function: protein binding. The record is from RefSeq and is a predicted model, not a curated record. The transcript has 45 exons. Gene Ontology annotation, biological process: kidney development. Lineage: Eukaryota; Metazoa; Chordata; Aves; Pelecaniformes; Ardeidae. The annotation marks the transcript as partial. Gene Ontology annotation, cellular component: membrane.